AUGAGCGGCCUCGCGACGAAGCACCAGUCGCACAUGCUCUUUGAGAAGCUCAAGUCGAAGCAUGCGAACAAGAUAUGCUUUGACUGCGGCCAGAAGAACCCGACGUGGACGUCUGUGCCCUUCGGCAUCUACCUCUGCCUGGACUGCUCCUCCAACCACCGUAACCUCGGUGUGCAUAUUUCCUUUGUCCGAUCGACGAACCUGGACCAGUGGCAAUGGGAUCAGCUGCGAUUGAUGAAGGUUGGUGGCAACUCGUCCGCCACCAAGUUCUUCCAGCAGAAUGGAGGCACCGCGGCGCUGAAGAGCAAGGAUCCGAAAACAAAGUACCAGUCCAACGUGGCGACCAAGUACAAGGACGAGCUCAAGCGACGAGCUGCCAGAGAUGCCAAGGAAUUCCCCGGCGAAGUUGUCGUGACCGACUUGGCCGACGGCGACGGAACCUCCACACCGUCCGGCGAGCCCGACGCCGAUUUCUUCUCUUCCUGGGAUAAGCCUGCCGUCCAGCGACCCACUCCUCCCACCUCGCGAACGGCAAGCCCUGCCAUGGUCGGCCGGGCUCCCUCUCCCUUCCUCACGGCCGGCGCCGGAGUCGGCAAGGAGAGGGCGGUGUCGCCGCUGGCCAUGCCGGAUGAGCCGGAGGAGGCCCCACCCGCGCCGCGAGUCGUCACCGCCGCCGCCGUCCGCAAGACACCGGCCGCCAAGGCGCGAAAGACCAACGUGCUCGGCGCCAAGAAGACGACGAAGCUCGGGGCGAAGAAGGUGACGAAUGAAGUCAUCGACUUUGACGAGGCGGAGAAGAAGGCCAAGGAGGAGGCCGAACGCAUCGCGAAGCUCGGCUACGACCCCGAUGCCGAGGACGACUCGCAGAGCCAAGACGCGAUGCCGGGAACGGGCGCGACCAUCAUCGCUUCCAACUCUGCGGGCCCGUCGCGCAGCAGCUCGCAACCGCGAACAAAGUCGGUCGCCGAGGUCGAUCGACUUGGCAUGGGGAUGGGACGACUCGGCUUCGGCCAGGUUGGCGGCAACAAGCCGGCUCAGGAUCAGUCUACGAAGAAGAACGCCGGCGGAUUCGGCUCCGUCGGCCCCGUCCGAGCAGCCGCCGAAGACGAAUCGGACAACUUUGCCCGCACCAAGUUUGGCUCCCAAAAGGGCAUCUCGUCGGACGAGUACUUUGGCAAGGGUUCCUUCGACCCGAGCGCUGACGCGGAAGCCAAGACACGACUGCAAGGCUUCGAGGGCGCCACCUCCAUCUCUUCCAAUGCCUACUUCGGAAGGGACGAGGAGAUGCCCGAGGAGGACUACGGCGACCUCGAGUCGGCCGCCAAGGACUUUGUGCGCAAGUUUGGCAUCACGGCCAGCGAUGACCUCGAGAACCUCAGCAACGUCUUGGGCGAGGGUGCUACGAAACUUCAGGGUGCCAUCCGCAACUACCUCGGAAACUAA
Drechmeria coniospora is the source of this 1443-nucleotide messenger RNA. RefSeq lists its product as uncharacterized. The transcript is spliced from 5 exons. The record is from RefSeq and is a predicted model, not a curated record. The coding region runs from base 1 to 1443 and encodes 480 amino acids. NCBI's taxonomy places the organism in Eukaryota, Fungi, Ascomycota, Sordariomycetes, Hypocreales, Ophiocordycipitaceae. Gene Ontology annotation, biological process: COPI coating of Golgi vesicle. Gene Ontology annotation, molecular function: GTPase activator activity.